AUGCCGCCUCACUAUACUCUUGCUGAAGGAUGUCCCUACCCCGACGCCUCCACGAGCGUCCAGCUUCGUGACGGACGUGGAGGGGGCCUCUCAUUACUACAGGAUACGCAGUUGAUCGAGAAUCUAGCUCACUUUUCCAGAGAGCGAAUCCCAGAACGAGUUGUCCAUGCAAAGGCUGCUGGUGCCCGUGGUGUCUUCAAAGUCACCAACGACAACAGCGACAUUACAUGUGCCGACUUCCUCAACGGAGUGGGCAAGAAGACGGAAUGUCUUGUUCGUAUCUCGACCGUAGGUGGUGAGAGUGGUUCGUCGGAUACACUGCGCGAUAUACAUGGCUUUUCAAUCAAGUUUUUCACCGAGCAAGGGAACCAGGACUUUGUGUUCAACAAUACCCCUGUGUUCUUCAUCCGCGACCCCCAAAAAUUCCCUUCGUUGAACCGUUCCCAUAAGAGACACCCGUCAUCGCAUCUGCCUGAUGCCACUAUGUUUUGGGAUUUCCAUACUGGAAGUCCAGAAAGUAUCCAUCAGUUGAUGGUUCUCUUCAGCGAUCGAGGGACUCCCGCCUCCCUGCGUCAAAUGCAUGCAUACAGUGGCCAUACCUACAAGCUCACUAAAGAGGACGGCUCCUUCAAAUACGUCAAAUUUCACUUCAGAAGCAAGCAAGGCGUGAAGUCCUUCAACCGGGAAGAAUCCGAAAAGAUCAAUGGCAGCAACCCCGAUUUCCUCAUCCAGGACAUGUAUGAAGCCAUUGAACGGGGCGAGUAUCCCUCCUGGGACCUUUGCGUGCAAAUCAUGGACCCCAAGGAUGCCGAGUCGUACAAGUGGAAUAUCUUCGACAUGACCAAAGUGUGGCCACACUCGGAUUAUCCCAUGCGAAAGCUCGGGCAGUUGACACUUAACCAGAAUCCACGCAACUACUUCGCCGACAUUGAGCAGGCCGCAUUCUCACCAUCCACCAUGGUGCCAGGCAUCGCUCCCUCGGCCGAUCCCAUGCUCCAAGCCCGUAUGUUCGCCUACCCCGACGCCCAGCGCUACCGUCUCGGCGUCAACUACCAGCAACUCCCCACCAACCGCGCCCGCACAAAUGUCUACUGUCCCUUUGAGCGCGACGGCGCCAUGACCUUUUACAACUACGACGGUGACACAAACUACGUCGGCUCCAGUGUGAGUCCUGCUGUGUUUGCAUCAUCCAGCAGUGGCAGGGGCAAGGUGGCGAGCACCAUCACCGAGCAUGAGAAGUGGGUUGGGGAAGUUGUCAGCCAUAUCAGUCCUGUGGAAGAGCAGGACUAUGAGCAGGCUCGAGCAUUGUGGAACGUUCUGGGUCGCGAAGAUGGCCACCAGGAUCGUCUCAUUGGAAAUGUGGCGGACAAAGUGCGUCUGGUCAAGGAAGGGGUCUUACGAAAGAGGGUUUAUGGUAUGUUUGUCCUCCACGAGAUGUUGAGCAUGGCUGACUUGAUAGAAAUGUUUGGCCGCGUAGAUGCCAAGCUUGGAAAACGCCUGGAGGAGGUAACGGAGAAGCAGGUGGUUUGA
This is a messenger RNA of Aspergillus thermomutatus, 1530 nucleotides long. It is a transcript of the gene fgaCat, whose product is annotated as catalase easC. Gene Ontology annotation, cellular component: peroxisome; cytoplasm; mitochondrion. Gene Ontology annotation, molecular function: catalase activity; heme binding. Gene Ontology annotation, biological process: hydrogen peroxide catabolic process; response to hydrogen peroxide. The record is from RefSeq and is a predicted model, not a curated record. NCBI's taxonomy places the organism in Eukaryota, Fungi, Ascomycota, Eurotiomycetes, Eurotiales, Aspergillaceae. The coding region runs from base 1 to 1530 and encodes 509 amino acids. The transcript is spliced from 9 exons.